UAUGGAAAAGGAACGAGAACUAUCUUUCUUGAUAGAACAAUUUGUUAACGUUACUGGCGCCGACAAGGAAAGAGCUUCAUCAUUAUUAAAUAUUUGCAAUGGAAACUUGGAUAUGGCAAUUGGCAUGCAUUUAGAAGAUGGAGGAUCCCCGCAAAACUGUUCAAAAGGAGAGACAACGAGUCAUCAAAAUAUUGGGGAGAAUGAAGUACGAGCUCCAAUUCCACAAAAAAGAGGUGUUUUGGUUGAUGGCCCAUUCAACUUCAAGAGAGCAACUCCUCGUCAGAAACGUGGUGGAAAUCGUGGUGUAUUUGAUGCAUUUAGGGAUUUCCAAGCUGAAGCAAAGGAGCAAGAGAAACUUUUAAGUGGAAAUAUGACUUCAACCAAACGUAAAACCCUCGAAGAUCUUUUUAAACCACCCUUAGAUAUUAUACACAAGGGAACAUUUGACUCAGCCAAAUUAGCUGGAGAGAAAGACAGAAAGUGGUUGAUUGUGAACAUUCAAGAUAGCACAGAAUUCCGGUGUCAGAUGUUAAACAGAGAUGUCUGGAGCAACAGUUCAGUUAGGAAUAUAAUUGCAGAACAUUUUAUACUCUGGCAGGUGUAUCAUGAUAGUGAUGAUGGAGAUAGAUAUGUGCAGUUUUAUCAUGUGACUAAAUAUCCACACUUGGGUGUUCUUGAUCCUAGAACAGGUGAAAGACUAGUUGAGUGGGAUACUGUCGAUGCUCAAUCUUUUUGUGAAGUUGCCACAGAAUUUCUCCUGAAUCAUUCAUUUGGAAAGGAGUCUAUUGGCUGUUUACCUCCUCCAAGAAAAAGACAAAAAACGGAUAAUACGGAAAGUAUCAUUGAUGCAUCAGAGGAAUCUCAGUUACGAGCGGCCAUUGCUGCUUCUCUACAAGAUAUUUCUACCGAAACAACAAAUUACAAUGAUAAAAGUGACAAGGUUUCCGAUAAACUUCACGAUGAGGAUGACGACAAUCUAACUGAGUUUACGGCCUCUGAAUCAGAUUCGGAACAAGCUGCAACGGACACAGAAGAAUCUUAUAUUAUGGGAGAAAAGGCGGGGAAAGAAAACACUAGCAAAAGUAGUUUCGGAAAUUUUGAUAGCAAAGAUAUAUCACACAAUAACAAUCAAAGGAUGGCAGAUGAUGUCGGGUGUAAACAGAAUCAUGUUUCAAUUGGAAAAACAUUUUCUGAAAUAAAAAGUUCACAACAAGAAAGUAACUUCUUCGAGAGUAAUGAAGACCAUAACGACGAAAAUGUGUUUGAAAAAACGCAGAUAAUGUUAAGAUAUCCCGAUGGAAAACGUGAACAGAAAGCAUUUCACGCUGGAGCACCACUAUUGAAUCUAAUCAAAUACGUUCAAAGUCAAAGCUAUUCCAAUGAAAGAUUCGAGCUAGUUACCAGCUUUCCUCGAAGAAAGCUUUCUUAUAUGGAUCAUAAUCUUUCAUUAAAGGAAGUUGGACUUUUUCCUAGAGAAACUGUUUUUGUACAAGAAAGAUACCACGAUAGUCCUACGUAGAUUUAUCAGAUUCAUGUGUCUAGAGAAAUAUUUGGUUACAAAAUAAGAGUUCGGGUCCUGCUUUGGUUGCUUAAUCGGCCAUUUUAAGCGACCGAACAUCAGGAUUUGGAAAUGCAACUUUCUAACUAUGAACAUGGCGUCCGUCCACACGUAUUUGUAUCAAAAAUUCUUACAAAACUUAAUGUCUUAUUUCUUCGUCAUCGUGUGAACGGAUGAAAGCGGUUCCAUGUUGAAUAAGUUUCGUUUCCUGUUGAAAACAAACGAGUGUGAAUGAGGCCUUUAUGUUUAUUACUUGUAUAAAUAAGUCAAUUGAAUGUAGUGAAAUUUUUUUAAAGAGGAUAAAAAUAAGUAGCAAAGCACUGUGAAA
Xenia sp. Carnegie-2017 is the source of this 1886-nucleotide messenger RNA. RefSeq names its product UBX domain-containing protein 7-like. Gene Ontology annotation, biological process: proteasome-mediated ubiquitin-dependent protein catabolic process. Lineage: Eukaryota; Metazoa; Cnidaria; Anthozoa; Malacalcyonacea; Xeniidae. The coding region runs from base 2 to 1519 and encodes 505 amino acids. Gene Ontology annotation, molecular function: ubiquitin binding. The transcript has 11 exons. The record is from RefSeq and is a predicted model, not a curated record. Gene Ontology annotation, cellular component: nucleus.